GCGCGCUGCUCCGCGGCGUCCGCCCGGCGCCUCUCCGGGGUCUCCCCGGCCCCGCCGGCCCCGCGCCCGUGACCUCUGCCCCGGAAGCGCCCCCCGACCGGCCGCCGGACCCGGCAUGUCCUCCCGGAAGGGCCGCCGGACGCCCUCCCGCGGCGGGGACGGGGCCCCGGGCUCGCCGGCCGACGGGCCCGCGCUGCUGACGGUCACCGGCGCCCUGGACAAGGAUGUCCGCGUCCCUAAGCGCCUCCAGAGCUCCCUGGUGCAGCUGGCCCUGGGCACCCUGAAGGCUGCGGGCCUGUGCAUCGGCCGCCCGGCGCUGCUCACCGGCCCCCGCGGGCAGCAGGAGAUCUUCACAGCCUGGCCAGUGGCGGCCUUUCCCGGAGGGAAGGUGGGCCUGAGUGAAGCCGCCCAGAGGAGCAUGGGCGUGAAGGCAGGUGACGCCGUCCGGGUGCAGCCGCUUCUGGGGGCCUUGGUGCCAGCUGAGGAGGUGGACGUGUGCCUCAGUGACGCAGACGAGGACCUGGGGAAGGAGCCACUGGCCGAGUGUUUGCGGAGGAAACUGGACCGCAAGAUCGUCCUGCCGGGCAACUUCCUGUCCUUCACCUUCUACAUCCGGCUCUUGGAGAUGCGAGUAUUGGGUGUCCGAGGGGCAGAUGGCGUGGUCCUGAGAGAGCCCCCGGGUGAGGGGGACCAGGAGGCGCAGGGCCCGGCCUCUGAGCCGUCCAGCACAGAUGUCAGCACCCUGGACCUGUCCCUGCAGCUCAGCCAGCUGGAGCUGGGCACCCCCCGGCUGCCCCCGGCCAGCAGCACGCCCUGCAGGCCCGUGCAGGACCAUGGCUCCCCGUGCAUCCCCCAGAGCCCUGCGGACAGCUGUGGGCCUGGGCUCCAGGUCCCAAGCCCGGGUCUCGGCUCAGAAUCCGACUCCAGGCCCGCUGGGGACCGAGAGUGGCUGGACCCGGCCAGCCUGGGGGCGCGGCGCAACACGGACACGUUUUACUUUAUCUCCGCGUCGACCCGCAUCCACUUCACCGGUGCCCACACAGAGUCCGGGGAGCAGAACCCGCUGCCCAGGGUGACCUACGAUAUGAUCGGCGGGCUGGCCCCACAGCUGGCUGCCCUGCGGAGGGCCGUCGAGCUGCCCCUCACCCAGCCCCAGCUGUUCCGGCGCUGCGGGGUCCCUCCCCCGACGGGGGUGCUGCUCUACGGUCCACCGGGGACCGGGAAGACCAUGAUCGCCCGGGCUGUGGCCUCCGAGUCUGGCGCGUCCGUCUUUGUCAUCAACGGCCCCGAGAUCCUGAGCAAGUUCUAUGGAGAGACGGAAGCCAGCCUUCGCCGGAUCUUUGCAGAAGCCUCGCGGAGGCGCCCGUCAGUCAUCUUCAUUGACGAGCUGGACGCCCUCUGCCCGAGAAGAGAAGGGGCUCAGAGUGACGUGGACAAGCGCGUGGUGGCCUCUCUGCUCACGCUCAUGGAUGGCCUUGGCGCUGAAGGAAGUGAAGGGCGGGUGCUGGUCCUGGGGGCCACCAACCGGCCUGAGGCACUGGACGCGGCCCUGCGCAGGCCCGGCCGCUUCGACCAGGAGGUGGAGAUCGGCGUGCCCACUGCCGAGGGCCGCCUGGACAUCCUGCGCAAGCUGCUCCGCUCUGUCCCCCACGGGCUGACCGAUGCAGACCUGCGGCACCUGGCCGGCAGCGCCCACGGCUAUGUGGGGGCCGACCUCAGGGCCCUGUGCAACGAGGCGGGUCUGUGUGCCUUACUGAGGGCCCAGGGGAAGCAGCCGCAUGUGCCCGACAGCCAGCUGGCCGCGUCGGUGACAGUCACUCUGCAGGACUUCCUGCAGGCCAUGAAUGAGGUCAGACCCAGUGCCAUGAGAGAGGUGGCCGUGGACGUGCCCAGUGUCUCCUGGUCAGACAUCGGGGGGCUGGAGGAAAUCAAGCUGAAGCUCAAACAGGCUGUGGAGUGGCCCCAGAAACACCCCGAGGCCUUCCUGCGCAUGGGCAUCCGGCCCCCGAAAGGGGUCCUCCUGUACGGGCCCCCCGGCUGCUCGAAGACCAUGAUCGCGAAGGCGCUGGCCAACGAGAGUGGGCUCAACUUCCUCGCUGUGAAGGGGCCUGAGUUAAUGAAUAAGUACGUUGGCGAGUCAGAGCGAGCAGUGCGGGAGAUCUUCCGGAAAGCUCGCGCGGUGGCCCCUUCCAUCAUCUUCUUUGACGAGCUCGACGCCUUGGCUGUUGAAAGGGGCAGGUCCUCGGGGGCAGGGGACGUGGCAGACCGUGUCCUGGCCCAGCUCCUGACAGAGAUGGACGGCGUGGAGCAGCUGAGGGACGUGACCAUCGUAGCAGCCACCAACAGGCCGGAUCAGAUAGACCAGGCACUGCUUCGGCCCGGCCGCAUCGAUAGUGUCAUCUACGUGCCACUGCCAGACGCGGCCACCCGGCAGGAGAUCCUGGGCCUGCGUCUGCGCGCCAUGCCCGUGGCUGAGGAUGUGGACCUGCAGGAGCUUGUCUCGCGGACGGAGGCGUAUUCCGGGGCGGAGAUUGUGGCCGUGUGCCAGGAGGCCGGUCUGCGAGCCCUGGAGGAGGACAUGGGCGCCACACGUGUCCUGCACAGACACUUCAUGCAGGCCCUGGACGCUGUGCCGCCCCGCACGCCCGCCUCAUCCCAGAGCUUCUAUGAGGACUACCAUGCUCGGAGCAGGCUGCACACACGCUGAGGCUGCCACGUGGACACUGCCUGGGUGCUCCUUCCUCCCUGAGGCCGCCACAUGGGCACUCUGGGUGCUCCUUCUCCCCUGCAGCAGCACCACAGCACAGGCAGGAGCGGGGCUCACCCCACGGGCAUUCCUGUCUGCCCACACUCCACACCCGCACCCCAGCCCCAGCUGCAGAAAGGGACGGACACGGCUCUGCCUGCAGUGGACCCUUGUAGUCGGGCGUGUGCUGGGAUAGGCCCAGGGAACCUCUCCCCUGGCUGGCGAGUCUUCCCCGGCCUCACUCUGCGGCAGUGCUAGGGCCUAGCAGGGGACAUGGGCAGUGGAAGGCGGGGAAGAGGGUCCCAGGUCCCCAGAGGCUCUUGGAGCUGCCCCCGCCUUCUUGCCUUGAGGGGAGGGAAGAGGCUCCUUGUUGCUCCUGAGGAUUUUGGUCUGUGGGGACCGCAGAGAUGCCUUCUGAGAAGGCCCUGGGCAGCCUGUGCCCUCCAGAGUAAAUGUGUUUGUUUCAGAA
Molecule: messenger RNA, 3215 nt
Organism: Sorex fumeus (smoky shrew)
Lineage: Eukaryota; Metazoa; Chordata; Mammalia; Eulipotyphla; Soricidae
Gene: AFG2A
Product: AFG2 AAA ATPase homolog A
Exons: 16
Coding region: 116-2707 (863 amino acids)
Cellular component (GO): cytoplasm
Molecular function (GO): ATP binding; ATP hydrolysis activity
Source: RefSeq, a predicted model, not a curated record